AUGUCGACCUGCUGCCGGACGUGCGACCAUCGCAAUGAUGCCCUCCAUGCAUCUCCAUCAGCACCGUCUCAGCUUGAUGUCUGCCUCGUCACACUUACGUUUAAGGCGCACAUCUCACCUAAUACAAAGGGAUACGCCGCACUCAACACGGUCUUGAACAACAUCAUCGACAGCGAAGAAACCCUAACACAUCCUACCACUUUCACAUCCUGGUCGCCGUGUCUGACGGAUCCGAAAGUUGCGAUAAUAGUAUCAACAGCACAGGAGACGUGUUCGAGCGGAACAUCGCCCAUAUUUGAUGACCUCCUGCAGCACCUGGCAACACCGCCAAGUGUACAACAUGUCUACCUGGAUUUCUCAGUUGUUUCACUUGCUGCCUCUGCACCGGAUCACAGAGUACCAGUAGAGAUUAUACAAUUGCAAGCCCCUAAUCCCAGCAUUGCUGCUAGCAUUGGCAAGCAUUUUGGCUGGGAUCCGAAGCGCUCGUCCCUAGCCUUACAAAUGCAGAGCUACGCAUCUGCGGGCUUCGAUCGACCAGGCGAUUUAGUUAAGGACUUUUGGGCAUGGGCUGAACUGGGGCAAGACCCUCUUACGCCACAAACACAACGAGGAUCAUUUGCUUCAAGUUACGAAAGCUUGCCCGAGCCGAGUCAGCUGAGAAGUUUCAACUCAGACGAAAAGAACAUGUCCCUUCCUUUCCUAGAAGAAGAUGAAGCACAAGCCACGGACGACGAAACGCUCAUCAUGAUAUUUCAAUGGACGAGCCACACUGACGCCGCGCGUUUCAAACAUCCUUCACAAGCCAGCUACGGACAAAACGGACAAGAGGUCCGUCGAGAUCUAUGGGACACCCAUGUGGCGCAUCCAGUAAGGCAACUGCAAGGCUUCGGGGCGAAGGUGAGAUCAUACAAGUUGGAAUUGAGGGCGGUGGAGCCUAGGCAGGCGUGCGUUGAGGAAUGCACGACCGGUAGAGUAAGGAGUGGGAGUAAGAGGCUGAGCAUCAUGGCGUCGGGGUUGAGCGAGAAGGUCACGGGGCUUUGGCGGUGA
Parastagonospora nodorum SN15 is the source of this 1047-nucleotide messenger RNA. RefSeq lists its product as hypothetical. The transcript has a single exon. Lineage: Eukaryota; Fungi; Ascomycota; Dothideomycetes; Pleosporales; Phaeosphaeriaceae. The coding region runs from base 1 to 1047 and encodes 348 amino acids. The record is from RefSeq and is a predicted model, not a curated record.